GUUUGCGAGCCAGCACUAAUUUCGUUGGUCAGUGGAGUAGACAAGAUUGCCCCGCAGCUAGCGCACUUACCAAAAUUGCAUCACGCAGCCGGGUAUGUUUAAUGGACACAGGGAGCCUUGUAAGCGUCGUCUAUGGCCGAAUCCGUUGUUAAGCAAGUGCUCUCUGCAGUGACGGAGGGGCAUCAUCAUCAUCCAGCAGCACAGCAACAAGCAAAACAACAACCGAAAGACCAACAUCAGCGGAAGGAAGGCAGCGCCACCAACAGCGGUACCGGUAGUCACACACAUAGCAGCAGUGAAACCCGUCGCUCUAGAGCAGGAAAGUCGUCCAAGGGCGAAGUAACCAGAGCUAGCAUACCGGUAACCUCCGCCAGGCCCAGGCAAGAGCGUUUUGAUUCGGCCGAUAAAACAAACCAACCGCGUAGUAGCGUUAAACGAAAGCACAGCUUACCACCAUCGUUGCCACAAUACGGCAACUCGUCGGAAGAGCAGCAUCAACCCGCCGGCAAACGGCUGUCAUUGAAUUGUAAGGCCUCGGCCGAUCAGCAGACAGUGGUUGCUGCUGUUCCGGUGGCAUACCGUACUCGGUCUCGCACUACUUCCAAAGAGCUUGUGUUUACCGCGACCACCUCUGGUAAUACUGGUGCAGUCGGGUCAAGUAGCACCGUUGAGUACAGCGUUGAUCUCAAACAGCAUCAGCUAGUUCAGCACCACCAAGUAUCUGCAACACCGUCGAAGAUUGUAGACGUUCGCAACAAUCGCAACAAAUCAUCUACCAAAGUAGCGGCAGCAACAGCAGCGGGUGUAUUAUCUUCGAAAGUGGGAGGAGGUACCGGGAUCGGUCCUCAUGAAAGUACAAAGGCAGCAAGCAAUAACACAGCAUCAUCCGAGCGUAAUCCAUCCUUUUCUGAUCGCAGCAGCUCAUCCGCAUCGUCAAUACUUCCCUCCUCUUCGCCGACAGUCGAAAGUAACGCAGCAGUAUCAGCAGCGGAAGCUCAUCAGUCCAAGGCGAAGCGAGGGUACACCGUUGGUUCAAGCAGUCGAGUAAACGGGGAAGAGACCACAUCGCUUGCCUCGUCGUCCCGUGCAAUAAGUAAGAACAAACGUCGAAAAUCCGGCACCGGAAGUUCGCCUUCUUCAACGAAGCUUUUGCGUAAAUUGGUCGAUCGAAAAGGCUUGCUCGCAGAGGAGACUAAAGCCGCAUCCAAGGCAACUAUCAAAUCGGGCCAACGACGAUCAAAAGGCGAUCGUAAGUGGCACCAGGAGGCGACUACUGUUGCUACACGUCCUUCUACGUCUAACGCUCCUUCGGUGGAGCAACAAUCGGCGGUCGAAGUACUAACAAUUCGGAACCUCCGCUCACACCAACAUCAGCAGCAGCAGCAGCAGCACAUAACGCUCACUGCUACCGUAAACGAGCUAGGAAUCGUCACCGGCGCGCAGGUAUCGUCAAACGCAGCAUCGACUGCCUCCACACCGACAUCCUUUUCGGCUUCUUCUACUUGUUCGUCGAGUGGUGCGCAAGUGCCCAAAAAGCGCCAGAAAGUGGGGGGGGAUCACAAUAAUCAACACAAUUACCACCACCAUCACCAGCAGCAGCAGCAGCAGCAGCAACAACAAUAUCAGCAGCAGCAUCCGAAUCUGGGUGCUAGACUAGCGGCCCGUAGUAGUGGAGGUAGUAGAGAGCAGCAGCAGCCGCAUCAUCAUUUAACCAACACAGUCAGUCUACAGCACUACCAUCACCAGCAGCCGCCGCCACAGCAGCAUUUGGUAGUACAUCAUCAUCCGAGUCAGUUGGCGCCACAACACUACACGCUACAUUCCCAGCAGAUUCACCAAUAUUCCGCUCAGCAGCACCAGCAGCAGCACUUUCAACACUACCAACCGGCCCAUCCUCAGCAGUUGCUUCACCAGCAGCAGUUUGGUGUGGGCGAGUCUGGUGGCUUGCAUUUGCCAUCCCAAAACCACCACCAAUACGACGCAGGUGGUACUUCCGCACAACAACAGCAACAGGGGCAAGGGCGAAGCAGCAGCAGCAGCAGUGGAGGUGUUGCCGGUUUACUAAGACGCAGUUCUCGGGGCAAGAGUUCCCACUCAUCCGCAACCACGGGGUCUUGCGUUAGCUCAAAUCCAACCAACAAUCCCUACCACCACCAGCCACAGUCAGCGCAGUCCGGCGCGUCAUCAUCAUCAACAUCGCGGUCCGGUAGCCAUCAUCAUCAUCAUCACCGAGGUGGUGGUGGUGGCAACGGUGGCGGCGGCGCCGGUGGCAUAGCGACCGGUUCUACUGCCGUACACUUCAGCAACAACGCGGCCACGGUGAUUGCGGGCUCAUCGAAAGGAGCGGGCAGCAGCAGCAGCACAUCGAAAGGAGGAGCGAUCCUGUUAGCGACCAGCUUCGACGGUACGGCCGCGGUGGGUGGUGGUAGCGGUGUUGGUGGCCCCUCUACCUCGAAUGCGAUGGCCAACGAUGGUUCUCGUAAUAAUAACAACAAUAACAACAACAACAGUGGCAACAGUGAUGGAGCAAGUUCGCAUCAGCCGUCGCAUCCAUUUAUAAAGUUAACAAAGGCCGCCCUGGGUGGGACAUCAUCGGCCUCCUCCUCUUCGGGAGGAGUGCCACCACAGCAACAGCAUCAGUCCACCCCCUCCUCGAGUAUGGCGGAUGUCAAUAUGAUGCAUUCGGCAGCUGGUACAACCACCACCACCGCAUCCACAUCCGGAUCCGGAUCGGGUGGUGCGGCCGGCAGUUCCGGUGUACCGCCGCCUCAUCCAGAUUCGGAAAGCGACGACAGUGAGGUGGGACGUCUGCAAGCACUGCUGGAAGCACGUGGACUUCCGCCCCAUCUGUUCGGUGCGCUUGGACCUAGGAUGCAUCAUCUGCUGCACCGUACCAUGGGAACAAACAGCAGCUCGUCCAAAGCGCAACAGCUGCUGCAAGGUUUGCAGUGUCCGGAUGAAAGUCAGCAGCUGCAGGCCGCCAUCGAGAUGUGUCAAAUGUUGGUAAUGGGCAAUGAGGAUACGUUGGCUGGAUUCCCGAUCAAACAGGUUGUGCCGGCACUGAUUACACUCCUACGCAUGGAGCACAACUUUGACAUCAUGAACAAUGCGUGUCGUGCGCUCGCGUAUAUGCUGGAAGCAUUGCCUCGUUCCUCCGGAACGGUGGUCGACGCAAUCCCGGCGUUCCUGGAAAAACUGCAAGUGAUCCAGUGUAUGGAUGUAGCGGAGCAAAGUUUGACAGCACUGGAGAUCCUGUCCCGUCGGCACAAUAAGAGUAUCCUGCAGGCGAACGGUGUAUCUUCUUGUCUCACCUUUCUGGACUUUUUCUCCAUCAACGCGCAACGGGCAGCAUUGGCCAUUACGGCAAACUGCUGCUUAAGCCUGCACACGGAAGAGUUUCACUUUGUGAAAGAUUCUCUAGCACUGCUUGCCCGUCUACUCGCCCAGCAGGACAAGAAGAGCGUGGAAAGCAUUUGUACGGCGUUCUACCGGUUGGUGGACAGUUUCCAGCACGAUCAAGCCGUACUGCAGGAGAUAGCAAGCAUGGAGCUGCUGAAGAAUUGCCAGCAGCUGCUCGUCGUAACGCCCUCGGUGCUGAACAGUGGCACCUUUACGAACGUUGUGCGAAUGCUUAGUGUUAUGUGUGCCAACUGUCCAGAUUUGGCCAUAACGCUGCUAAAGAACGACAUCGCUUCGACGCUGCUGUAUCUGUUGACGGGAUCUGCCGAUCCGGUCACAUCGGACGUUGAGCUAGUUCCGCGCAGUCCUUCCGAGCUGUACGAAAUCACCUGCCUGAUCGGCGAACUGAUGCCACGUUUGCCAACGGAUGGAAUUUUUGCCGUCGAUGCAUUGCUCGAACGACCCCAACCAACCGUGCAGGAUGCAGUCCAGUGGCAGUGGCGUGAUGACCGUGGCGUAUGGCGCCCCUAUUCCUCCAUAGAUUCGCGUAUGAUCGAAGCGGCACACCUCAACUCGGACGACGAAAUAAGUCUCAGUACGCUGGGGCGCACGUACACGAUCGAUUUUCAUUCGAUGCAGCAGAUCAACGAGGACACCGGAACGACCCGAUCCGUGCAGCGGAAGAUAAACCAUCAACUGCUUGCUCAGCAGGGUGCGGCAGCAGCCGAAGCAGCAGCAGCAGCGGCGGCUGCUACAGCGGCUGUUAUCGUGAGUCCAGCUGCUGCGAGCAAAGCAGCAGCAGCAGCAUCAGUGGAUUGUGGCAAUGUCGAGAAUGCCGUUGCUGCAACAUCGCCAGCUGUCGCAGCGAUCGGUACGGGUUCUUUAAACCUAGCGACGCGGCCACCGAACGCACAGCGCGAUGCCAGGAUCGCUUGCCUGAAGGAAGAGCGUGGCCUGGCGGCUGAAUUUAUCCGCAACCUGUUCUCGGUGUUGUAUGAAGUGUACAGUUCGUCGGCUGGUCCGUCGGUACGCUACAAGUGUCUGCGAGCGUUGCUGCGGAUGGUGUAUUUCGCGAAUGGCGAUCUGUUGCGCGAUGUGUUGAAAAAUCAGCUCGUUUCAUCGCACAUUGCCGGCAUGAUGGCGUCGAACGAUAUGCGCAUCGUGGUCGGUGCAAUGCAAAUGGCGGACAUACUGAUGCACAAGCUGCCGGAAGUGUUUGGAAUGCAUUUCCGGCGCGAGGGUGUGAUGCAUCAGUUUAAACAGCUAACUGACCCAUCGAUACCGAUCUGUGCGGCACCAUCUCCGAAAUCCACCGGAGGAACACAGAGUGCGCCAGCAUCGGCUACAAUCCACCCGACGGGCCCUAGUGGACAGACAUUCGAUUUUGACAGCAGUGCCAUCGCGUCCAGUUCGAAAGCUGGAGGAGGAGGAGGAGGUCAAGUUGCAAUAGCGAUUAGUGGAAAUGCUGGUGGAUCACACGUGAAAAAUCUUUCAUCUGCAAUGAUGAUGGCGAGCAGUAAGAUGAGCAGCUCGUCGCACCACCAUCAUCACCAGCAUCUUCCGCAUCAUCAUCACCAGCAGCAACAGUCUUCGUCUUCGUCACCGUCUGCAGUAGCAGCUUCAGCAGGUACAAUAGCAAUGGCGAGCGGCAGCAAUAGUUACACGACAGCAUCUGGCUCUGGGUCGGCUAUUAACCUCAACAAAUCAUCUUCGAUGCGACAGCAAGCAGCAGCGGCACACCAUCAUCAUCACCAUCAUUUGAUGAACUUAAUGCCACACUCAGCCAUACAGGCUCAGGCCACCGGUCAGCAUAUGCCAGUGGCGGCGAAUUUGCAUCACCAUCUGCAGGAUGCUGGCACGAGUGGCACCACUGUGCAACCAGCUCCCGGCACGUCAAUCGUAACGGCCACGGUUACCACGACGGGCAAUGCAAACAUUUUACUGAAUGCCAUCUACAACUCUGCAGCCGCGGCUGCGAUGAAUCCGAUGAAUCACCACCAUCAGCCAUCCCAUGCUAUACCGCACCAUCAUCAGAGCCAUCAUCCCCAGCCACAGCAGCCGGUGACCGGUGCAACGGUAACCCACAUCUAUCAGCCACCGCAUCACUUCUCCGAUGCGUUCGUAGGCUACAGCGUUCCAACAAACGUACCCGACCAGACCAAUAUUGCGCUGCUAGCGGGUACAACCGUUCCUAGUGCCGCGGGGACAGCUGUGGUCGGUAACAGCGGUGCAGGAAUGAUGCAGGGAAUGAUCGUUUCCCCGAACAACAGUUCCACAGCACCAGCUUCAAAUGCGUUGGGACAUCACGCUUCGCACGAGAGCGCCAGUAGCAGCAACAAUCCUUCGGGUCAGCUGAAAAUGUCCGACAUUCUCAAGCGAAAGGUUCCACCGAAACGGAAAUCACAGGGAAGCUCAAAGUCUAAAUCACGCCACGAUGAUGCGCACACCUCGUCGGGUGGAGCAAGUUCUUCCUCGCAAGGCGCUUCGUCGCUGUCCAGCGGAAGUGGUGUCGCUGGUGGAUCAUCCUCCGGAGGCGUCUCAUCGGUGAUGCAAGAAUUCAUCAACAAGGCAACCACCAGCAUGGGAGCAAGUUCUUCGUCCUCCGGCCGUCAUACCCCUGCGUCCGGAUCGGGAUCUUCUCGCUCACGAUUUACCGGAGCUUCAUCGAAAACGACAUCCUUCCUAGCGUCGCUGAAUCCUGCUCGCUGGGGCAGGCAAUCGUCAUCCACUUCGGCAGCGUCCUCCUCUCACAAUGCUUCUUCGUCUGGGGCAGCAGGCUACGGCAAGGAUGGCAGCAGUGGUGGUAACUCGCUCAACAAGAGCCAUUCGAACUCGAACCUUAUUGCCGCCGGCAAUCGAGAAAAGGCUCGCCAAUGGAUCCGUGACCAAGCGGUUCUGUUCGUGAAUCGCUAUUCUGGUACGGAUGGUUCGAGCGGUCCGACUGAUGGUGCUGCUGCGGGUGGAUUAGGUGGUGCUGGAGGUGCUCUCGAGCAGCAUCCCGCCUGCACAAUCUUGAUCCGGCUUACCGAUGCAAUUCGCAAACUGGACGGCCGGAAGGAAGAAUGUUUGAAUGCACUGCAGGAGCUGCGGGACAUUUUGAUGGAAAGUGACAUAUCACCGUUCGAGGUAAAUCAUUCCGGGUUGAUUCGAGCGAUGCUGAACUACAUGGCGAACAAUGAGAAUCCGCUGGUUGAGCGUGCGAUCCGUUUGCGUAUGUUUUUGCACGUGUUUGCUGGACUGCCGGUGGAGGCGAACUAUUCGCACGUGGGAGCAGGCACACCGGCGGGUAUGGACGGUGCAGCGUUCAGUGCGCUGGUGGCCAAGCUGAACGGAUGCGUCACGCAGCUCGAACAGUUCCCGGUGAAGGUGCACGACUUCCCGGCCGGCGUUGGCGGUCGGUCCAACACAAGUGCUCUUAAAUUCUUCAACACACAUCAACUGAAGUGCAAUCUUCAACGCCAUCCAGAAUGUACAAAUUUGCGCCAAUGGAAAGGCGGUACUGUGAAAAUCGAUCCGCUCGCGUUGGUGCAGGCCAUCGAAAGAUAUUUAGUGGUGCGCGGGUACGGCGGUAUUCGCGUAGACAGUGAGGAAGAUUCGGAAGAGGACAUCGAUAACAUUGAUGCGGCGGCCAUUAUUUCGAUGGGUGGGCUCAAGCACAAGCUACAGUUUUUGAUCGGCGAACAUGUGCUGCCGUACAAUAUGACAGUGUACCAGGCCAUUCGUCAGUACUCGCCGUUGGUAAACGAUCAGUCCGAGACGGACACUGAUACGGAAACACCGAUAGGAAGCGCUAGUAUCUGGGUACAACAGCACACCAUCUACUACCGCCCCGUGGAGGAAGAAUCGAGCGGUUCGAGUAAGGGAGCGUCAGGAUCGUCGCGAAAGAAUAGUAAAAAUUCUUCGCAAUCGAAGCUUAUGCGUCGCAAGCCAGAAUUCUGGAUUGAUGGACAGGUGCCGGCCGUUGUGUCGCCGUUGGGACCGUUCCUGACUUCUAAACUGCCGGAUGUUGUAACGGUACAGGACGCUUCGCUCGAUGCACUCUGCAUGUUGCGUAUCAUCAAUGCACUCAAUCGGCAUUGGGCAACACUCUACUUUUCCGUACCGCACAUACCGAUUGUUCCGCAGGCUGAGUUUAUUCAUUCGAAGAUUGCAGCCAAGGCAAGUCGUCAGUUGCAAGAUCCACUGGUGAUCAUGACCGGAAACUUGCCUCAAUGGUUGCAACAGAUUGCGGUGGCAUGUCCGUUCCUGUUCCCAUUCGAGACGCGUCAUCUGCUGUUUUACGCCGUCUCCUUCGAUCGGGACCGGGCGCUACAGCGCCUGCUCGAUACGACCCCUGAUCUCAAUUCGGCUGACACGAGCGAACGCGUGACACCGCGUCUCGAUCGUCGAAAACGGGCCAUUUCCCGGGAAGACAUACUGAAGCAGGCGGAAUCGAUCAUUCAAGACUUUGGACACUCGAAGGCUCUGCUGGAAAUUCAGUACGAGAACGAGGUCGGCACGGGCCUUGGGCCAACGCUCGAGUUUUACGCGCUCGUCUCGACGGAACUGCAACGCUGUGAUUUAGGCUUAUGGAACGAUAGUGAUAGCUAUAAAAACAACAACCAACAGUCGACCUCGAUAGCGGACAACAUCGUCAAAUCGUCAAUGGGUGGUGGUGCUCUCGAGGAUGCCAGCCUGGACACGAACACGACAGCCACCACGAUGACGCUCGUCAGCAUGACGACGACCAACACCCGGUCAUCGCUCGGCUCGAACCGUGGCAGUGACGAGGCAGCCAACAACAGUGUCAGUGGUGUUAGCGACGACAACAGUAGCUUCAUCAUUAGCAACGAUAAUUCGCUAAACAUGCUGAUUGAGCAGCUGAACCCGCAACAGGCCGAGCUGGAGAACAAUUCGACACCACCGCCGGCAUUGCCACCGUCGUCGUUUGCCGAUGUGGAAGGUUUGAUGAUUACGCCGCUGUCGUCGGACAGUGCCGCCACCAUUACGGCCGGUGCCAUUUCGUAUGUGAAUGCUCCGCGAGGACUGUUCCCAAUACCGCUCAGCAAGACGGCAAAAACGUCACAGAUUUCACGCUUGAAGCACAAGUUUAAGUUUUUGGGCAAGUUUAUGGCCAAAGCGGUCAUGGACAGUCGAAUGCUUGAUUUGCCAUUCUCUAUACCAUUCUACCGUUGGAUGCUGAGCGAAGAAAGUUCUCUCGGCCUGUCGGAUUUGGGCCAGAUUGCGCCGGAAGUGCAGAGCACGCUGCUACGGCUGAACGAGAUCGUGAAGCAGCGCGACCAUAUUCAGGCCGAUCCGAACCUAAAUGCCAUGGAAAAGACUGAAAAGAUUGAAGCACUGGAUUUGGAUGGAUGUCCUAUUUCGGAUCUGGGUCUCGACUUUGUCCUGCCGGGUCAUCCAAACAUUGAGCUGCGACGCGGUGGCCGUGAUAUGGCGGUGACGAUCAACAAUCUGCAUCAGUACAUUUCGCUCGUCACGCAUUGGUUCAUGGCCGAAGGUGUGUCACGGCAGUUCGAGGCACUUCGCGAAGGAUUUGAUACGGUGUUCCCGAUGAGCCGACUGCAAAUGUUCUACCCGGAGGAGCUGGAAAACGUGUUCUGCGGUUCCGGCAUCGGUGGCACGAAUCAGCAACGGUGGGACGUGCGAAUGCUGUCGGAAAGCUGCCGGACCGAUCACGGUUUCAGCCAAGAUUCGCCAGCAAUUCAGUUCUUCUACGACAUUCUCGCUACGUACAAUCGGGACGAGCAGCGUCUGUUUUUGCAGUUUGUUACCGGCAGUCCUCGGUUGCCGACCGGUGGCUUCAAGUCCCUCACACCGCCACUAACGAUCGUUCGCAAAAAGAUGGAUGGCAAUCAAAAUCCGGACGAGUACCUGCCGUCGGUAAUGACGUGCGUCAACUAUCUGAAGUUGCCGGACUAUUCGAACCGUGAGGUGAUGCGCCAAAAACUUAAAAUUGCCGCCUGUGAAGGAAGCAUGAGCUUCCAUCUUUCGUAAAUAUGGUCGUUCUUUUUCGUGUGUGCGU
Messenger RNA from Anopheles maculipalpis, 9421 nucleotides. It is a transcript of the gene ctrip, whose product is annotated as E3 ubiquitin-protein ligase TRIP12. The record is from RefSeq and is a predicted model, not a curated record. Gene Ontology annotation, biological process: proteasome-mediated ubiquitin-dependent protein catabolic process; DNA damage response; regulation of double-strand break repair. Gene Ontology annotation, molecular function: ubiquitin protein ligase activity; zinc ion binding. Lineage: Eukaryota; Metazoa; Arthropoda; Insecta; Diptera; Culicidae. Gene Ontology annotation, cellular component: nuclear speck. The coding region runs from base 133 to 9393 and encodes 3086 amino acids. The transcript is spliced from 9 exons.